Coregonus clupeaformis (lake whitefish) is the source of this 1045-nucleotide messenger RNA. Its product is annotated as protein jagunal homolog 1-B-like. Gene Ontology annotation, biological process: vesicle-mediated transport; endoplasmic reticulum organization; granulocyte colony-stimulating factor signaling pathway. The record is from RefSeq and is a predicted model, not a curated record. The transcript has a single exon. NCBI's taxonomy places the organism in Eukaryota, Metazoa, Chordata, Actinopteri, Salmoniformes, Salmonidae. Gene Ontology annotation, cellular component: endoplasmic reticulum membrane. Bases 391 to 666 code for a protein of 91 amino acids.
AAGUCGCUUUGGAUAAAAGCAUCUGCUAAAUGGCAUAUUAUAUUAUAUAGGGCUACAUUCUUGGAGAACUACUAUACAUUUUGCCAAAAAAAGUGACAGUUCAAUAAAAAGUUUUUCUUUAUUAUUAAAAACAAUGAGUUCAGCCUUUGAGCCUUCAUUAGGGCCAAGCACCUUGGUUGGACUGCAAAUAGCAACAGACUGUAUACUUCUAUUUUGCAUACUUUUAUUUUGCAUGUCGGUUAGAGUCAAAGUAAGUGAACACAUCUCAGUGAGCUGUUGUGUGCGAACCAUCCCUCAUGUUUGGCAUCAGCGGAGGGUUCUCAGGAUGUACACUGACUGGUAACAGUGAGUGAAGGGCUGACAUGGCUCGUCUGCCCUUUUUAUGUGCACAUGAUCUGGCUCCUCUUAGCUGCCCAGGUGACGGUGACCCAGCUGAACCUGGUGUCCCACAGCGUGGUGGCUGCUCCCUACCAGUGGGAGUACCCCUACCUGCUCAGUAUCAUCCCCUCCCUCUUCAGCUUCAUGGCCCUGCCCAAAAACAACAUCAGCUACCUGGUGAUCUCCAUGAUCAGUGCUGGGCUCUUCUGCAUAGCGCCGCUCAUCUACGGGGGUGUGGAGAUGUUCCCGGUUGUGAAUCCAAUGUUUUUAGAUUUGUGGGUGAAGUAGUGAAGGACUGUACACUUCAGGAGGAAGGAGAUAUUACUGGGACCUCCCCAUGACUAGGUCAGGGCAUGAUGUGGCCUUAAUGAGAGGAGCCUUCCUGAACUGUAAAGGAACAGGGAAAGGGUUCAGAGAAGGGAAGAGCAGUGGUCAGAUUGAGCCCAUAUGGUUGUGUGCUGGUGUCAAUGCACAUGUUCAUGUUGACAGUACUCAACAAUUCAAUUGUUUCUAAAUGACAUGUACAUUGUUAAAUAACAAUAAAAUGGGUAUGCUGCGGCAGCUUUGCAUCUAUUGUCUAUUUCAUUAAUUACAUGAAUUAAUCACAACAAUGUAAAGGCACCAUUUGUCAUCUCUGCAGUUGGGUUCAUCUUUCCUAUUACCAUGG